This is a messenger RNA of Cebus imitator (Panamanian white-faced capuchin), 318 nucleotides long. RefSeq names its product cytochrome c, somatic-like. The coding region runs from base 1 to 318 and encodes 105 amino acids. Gene Ontology annotation, molecular function: heme binding; electron transfer activity. Gene Ontology annotation, cellular component: mitochondrial intermembrane space. Lineage: Eukaryota; Metazoa; Chordata; Mammalia; Primates; Cebidae. The transcript has a single exon. Gene Ontology annotation, biological process: mitochondrial electron transport, cytochrome c to oxygen; mitochondrial electron transport, ubiquinol to cytochrome c. The record is from RefSeq and is a predicted model, not a curated record.
AUGGGUGAUGUUGAGAAAGGGAAGAAAAUUUGUGUUCAGAAGUGUUCCCAGGGCCACACUGUGGAAAAGGGAGGCAAGCACGAGAAUGGGCCUAAUCUCCAUGGUAUCUUUGGGCGGAAGACAGGUUGGGCCGCGGGAUUCUCUUACACUGACGCCAAUAAGAACACAGACAUCACCUGGGGAGAGGAUACAUUGAUGGAGUAUUUGGAGAAUCCCAUGAAGUACAUCCUUGGAACAAAAGUGAUCUUUGCCGGCAUUAAGAAGAAGGGAGAAAGGGCAGACUUGAUAGCUUAUCUCAGAAAAGUUACUAAUGAGUAA